Messenger RNA from Penicillium canariense, 585 nucleotides. RefSeq names its product HIT family protein. The transcript has 3 exons. Gene Ontology annotation, molecular function: catalytic activity. Lineage: Eukaryota; Fungi; Ascomycota; Eurotiomycetes; Eurotiales; Aspergillaceae. The record is from RefSeq and is a predicted model, not a curated record. Gene Ontology annotation, biological process: nucleotide metabolic process. The coding region runs from base 1 to 585 and encodes 194 amino acids.
AUGUCUUCUCAUGACCCAUCAUGUCCUUUCUGCAACAUUGCUGCAACAAACCCACCCGCCCCGUUCAAUGAGCCCGAGCCCGUUUCAAGUCCUGAAGAGUCGGCACCAAUCGGGACGGCGCAUCUGAUUUUGUCAACGGAGCAUGUGCUUGCUUUCUUGGAUAUCAUGCCCUUGACCCGCGGGCAUGUCCUUUUAGCGUCACGGGCGCAUUAUGAGAAGCUUGGUGACAUGGGGGUUGCGGCUGGACAGGAGAUGGGGAAAUGGCUGCCUAUCAUCUCGAGGGUCGUGACGAAAACCAUCUUCGGCGAUGAUCCGGAUAGACAUUGGAAUGUUGUCCAGAAUAAUGGUGCCCGAGCUGCACAGCAAGUCCCCCAUGUGCAUUUCCACAUUAUUCCUCGCCCAUCAGAUUUCGCUCACAAGCCAAGCUUUGCCAUGUUCGGUCGCGGACAGCGACAUGAACUUGACGAUGAUGAGGCUGUGGAUUUGGCUCGUGCUAUGAGGUUUGCGCUGGCACAAGAGGUGAGGCGUAUCCACAGAGAGGAGGGUGUGGAUCUCAGCCAGGCAGCGGAGAAAGGCAAAUUGUGA